Messenger RNA from Dendronephthya gigantea, 1574 nucleotides. RefSeq names its product transformer-2 protein homolog alpha-like. Lineage: Eukaryota; Metazoa; Cnidaria; Anthozoa; Malacalcyonacea; Nephtheidae. The record is from RefSeq and is a predicted model, not a curated record. Bases 92 to 835 code for a protein of 247 amino acids. Gene Ontology annotation, biological process: positive regulation of mRNA splicing, via spliceosome. Gene Ontology annotation, cellular component: spliceosomal complex. The transcript is spliced from 9 exons. Gene Ontology annotation, molecular function: RNA binding.
GAAAUCGCAAGUCGUACGAUUUUAGCAGUUUUUAAGACAUUUUUGUUCAAAUUUGUAGCUUUUUAAAAGAGUUUCUUUUCUCAUAUCAGUUAUGAGCGACAGAGGAGACAGAUCAGGCUCGGAUGAUCGGAAAUCCCCAGAUAGGAAUGGCCGAAAAGAUAGGUCAGCCUCUAAAUCCAGAUCACAUUCGCCAAGAGCACGUUCAUUCAGCAAGUCCAGAUCUCGUUCAAGGUCUCGUUCGUACAGCCAUUCCAAAUCACGUUCUCGUUCACCACGAAGAUCUAGAUCUGGAUCCAGGCAUCGUCAUUCCCGAUCAAGAAAAUAUUCCCGAUCAAGAUCUAGAAGUCCUUACUACAAAAGAAGAUCUUCCCCGUAUCAAAGACGCAGAAGACAUUAUGGCAGUAGGGAAGACCCACCAAAGUCCAACUGCCUUGGAAUAUUUGGGUUGAGUCUGUACACAACAGAAAGAGACUUGAAGGAUUUUCUUGAGAAAUAUGGCACUCUAGACUCGUGUCAACUUGUCUAUGAUCAUCAGUCGGGGCGAUCAAGAGGAUUUGCAUUUGCAUACUUCCCUGAUCCUGAUGAAGCAGAGAAAGUAAAAGAAGAAACAAGUGGUCUUGAAUUGGAUGGUCGCCGUAUUCGGGUUGAUUAUUCAAUAACACAGAGAGCUCACACCCCAACCCCAGGAGUGUAUAUGGGAAAGCCUUCUCAAUUUCGUAAUCGUCGCGAUGAUCACGGAGGACGCGGAAGAAGCAGAGAAAAAGAUUAUGUUCGAAGUGAUCGCUAUGACAGGGACUACAGCCGAUCUCGUUCUAGAUCUCCACGUCGAUAUUGAGAACUCUUUCCUGUUUAUGAGAACUAAUUCAAUCAAUCAGAUUUUAAUCUCACCAGGACUGACAUAAUGGUAAAGACUUUUUGCCUCACUGUACCAUAAACAGAUAUACUGUAUAAUACGAAACUUUUUUUGUUCUCUCCGAUUUUUGCUACUUCUACCACGCGAUGACAUUGCUUUAUGUUCUACAAAGUCUAGUUAAUUGUUUGUGAAUUUUUUAAGUGUAGUAUAUUUAAUAUCUUGCUAGCCUUAACAUCAUCAUAGUUGGACACGUAUGUAUCAUAUAACGUUAUAUACUUGUUUCAAAAUGCAUUGCAAGAAUAGUCUCUCCAUAUAAAUAGAUUUACAUUGAUCCGUAAAGGUAAGGUUGUUAAGCAAACCUUCGAUCAUGUAGUUCUAUUUAUGUUGCAAAAGUUAGGAAACUUUGUAGUUAAAUGGAGGAGGUCUGAUUUGAUAAUCUGCUCUUCGGUUGUCUCUUCAGUCUGAUGUAAAUAACCCCUAAAUUAAGACAGAUGGCAGGUAUAUAUUGUCAGCUUGGGUGACUUGCUUAUAGCAUUGAUUUUGGUACCUCCGAAACCAUUGAAUACAUUUAAUACACAUUCACAGCAUUGAUUGGAAACGAUGUAAAUUUCGUUUGUAAUGGGUUUCAUACGCACCCUGUUUUAUAAACUAUAUUGUCUUUGCCGUCGUGUUCGCUAUCGUUGAGUCAAAGAACGUAUCCAUAUUCCCAUGAGUCAGUUUC